GCGACAAGGGUCUCCACCACGGUCACGUGACCGCCGCUGAGGCCGAGAGCGCCGACGAGCUGGACGAGCUGCCGGCCACCAUGAGACCGCGCCGACUCUCGGUGCUCUCGCUGAAGGAGCGCGUCAAGCCGAUGCCGCCGUUCAGUAGUUUCUAUGUGUUCUCGCCGACCAACAGUUUCCGGGUGUUCUGUCACUGGUUCUGCAACCACAGUUACUUCGGUAACGUGAUUCUGGUGUGCAUCUUAGUGUCGUCAGCCAUGCUGGCAGCCGAGGAUCCCAUCCAGACCAGCGACAACUCCAGCCGAAAUAGGAUUUUGAAUAACUUUGAUGUCUUCUUCACGACUGUGUUCACGCUGGAGAUCGGCUUCAAGGUGAUCGCCUACGGGUUUAUCCUGCACCCGGGCUCCUUUUGUCGGUCGGCCUUCAAUCUGCUCGAUCUGCUGGUGGUGGCCGUCUCACUCAUAUCGUUUGCCUCGUCAGCCGAUGCCAUCUCCGUGGUGAAGAUUCUCCGUGUGGCCCGAGUCCUGCGACCCCUCAGGGCCAUCAACAGGGCGAAAGGACUCAAGCACGUGGUUCAAUGCGUCAUCGUGGCCAUCAAGACCAUCUGGAACAUUAUGCUGGUCACGUGUCUGCUCGAGUUCAUGUUUGCCGUUAUCGGCGUACAGCUGUUCAAGGGGAAGUUCUUCACCUGUAGCGACACGUCUAAAAUCACCGAGGACGAAUGCAAGGGCUCCUUCGUCACUCACGUGGAGGGAGACGCCUCCAAGCCCACGGUGGAGGAACGGGAGUGGACGAGAUCAGACUUCCACUUCGACGACGUCGGAAAGGCCAUGCUCACCCUCUUCACCGUCUCUACCUUCGAGGGUUGGCCGAAUCUUCUGUACACCUCGAUCGACUCCCAUACGGAGGAUAUGGGUCCCGUCUACAACUACCGACCCAUGGUGGCCGUCUACUACUUCAUCUAUAUCAUCAUCAUUGCCUUCUUCAUGGUCAAUAUCUUCGUCGGUUUCGUGAUCGUCACAUUCCAGAGCGAGGGAGAGCAGGAGUAUAAAAACAUCGAUUUGGACAAAAACCAGAGGAACUGCAUGGAGUUCGCGCUGAAGGCUCGCCCGGUGCGUCGCUACAUCCCCAAGCACCGUCUCCAGUACCGCGUGUGGUGGUUCGUCACCUCACAGCCCUUCGAGUACUUCAUAUUCGUACUCAUCCUCUGUAAUACCAUCACACUCGCCAUGGGCUUUUACGGCCAGCCAGCCGCGUACACCAAGGCGCUCGACAUCCUCAACUACAUCUUCUCGUCAGCCUUCGCCAUCGAGUGUGUGCUCAAGCUGCUGGCUUUCCGGUUUAAGAACUACUUCAGCGACCCAUGGAACGUGUUCGACUUCAUCAUUGUCUUGGGGUCCUUCAUUGACAUCUUUCUCGGUUUGGUGAUGCAACAAGAAACACAGAUGAUCAGCAUCAACUUCUUCCGGCUGUUCCGAGUAAUGCGUCUGGUGAAGCUGCUCUCGCGCGGCGAGGGCAUCCGUACGCUGCUCUGGACCUUCAUCAAGUCGUUCCAGGCGUUGCCGUACGUCGCACUGCUCAUCGUCAUGCUCUUCUUCAUCUACGCUGUGGUCGGCAUGCAGGUGUUUGGUAAAAUCGCGAUCGACGACGACACGGCGAUAGACCGUAACAACAACUUCCAGACGUUUCCGCAGGCCGUGCUGGUGCUGUUCCGCUCGGCCACAGGCGAGGCGUGGCAGGAGAUUAUGCUGGCGUGCGUGGAUGGCGAGUGCGACCCUAAGGUCCCAGACGGAAAAGGCGGGUGUGGCACCGUGUUCGCCAUACCUUACUUCGUCAGCUUCUACGUGCUCUGUUCGUUCUUGGUCAUCAACCUGUUUGUGGCCGUCAUCAUGGACAACUUUGACUACCUGACGCGCGACUGGUCCAUCCUGGGCCCUCACCACCUGGACGAGUUUGUGCGGCUCUGGUCCGAGUAUGACCCCGACGCCAAGGGACGAAUAAAACACGUCGACGUCGUCACCCUGCUGCGGAAAAUCUCUCCGCCGCUCGGCUUCGGCAAACUGUGUCCGCACCGCGUGGCGUGCAAAAGACUCGUGUCGAUGAACAUGCCUCUGAACGCGGACGGUACGGUGAUGUUUAACGCCACACUGUUCGCCGUGGUGAGGACAUCACUGAGGAUAAAAACCGACGGCAACAUUGACGACAUGAACGCCGAGCUGCGCGCCAUCAUCAAGAAAGUGUGGAAGCGGACGUCUCCGACGCUGCUGGAUCAGGUGGUCCCGCCCCCAGGCGUGGACGACGACGUGACCGUGGGCAAAUUCUACGCCACCUUCCUCAUACAAGACUACUUCAGGAAGUUUAAAAAGAAGAAAAAGGACGAGACGCAACCAGAAGACGGAGAUGAAGACUCAACAACCGUCACGUUACAGGCGGGCCUGAGAACGCUGCACGAGGCGGGGCCCGAGCUGAAGCGGGCCAUCUCUGGUAACCUGGACCAGAUGGUGGCUGACGACACUCCCACACAUCGGAGAAACCACGUGCUGUUCGGCCGAGUGUGGUCCAGUUUUCGGCGACACAACAGCCAACCACACGGAGGAAGGACCAUCCGGAACGCGGCGCCCGCUCACGAUGAUUUUGUCGUGCCGCGGAUACGCGUGACGAACGGAAGGCAUCGUCCUCUGAGCGGCGGAGGUAGCUCAGACUUCUCCGGCACACCGGAGGACAUCCCAAUGCAGGCUUUCAACCCCAGCGGCAGGCGCGGCAGCAGCCGCAGCCUGCCUAGCGUAGAGGACGUCUGCGACAGAGAGCCGGCCGAGACGCCGGCGGCGCGGCGGCGGCGGCUGGCGCAGUGCGGCCGCUCGCCCUCCUCGCCGGCUGCCCCCGGCACCAUAGUUCCAGCCCGGGUGACCGGUGGUGACGUGGCAGCCGUCCACCCGUCACAGCGGCGCGUCGGACAGUCGCGCUCGGUCCCGACUAGCCCUCAGCAGCCGGCCGACCGACCCGACCGACCGCUCCAGGGUCUGAUCGGCUCCGCCGAGAACCUGGUCGGGCAGGCACUGGCCGACCAGGGCCUGGGGGCCUACUGUGACGCCCAGUUUGUGCAGACCACGCGGCGGGAGAUGCAGGAGGCCAUGGAGCUCACCUCUGACCAGUUCGAGCGAGCCGCGCACGCGCUGCUCACACGGUCCCAGACGCCGCCGCGGUAGUGCGCCGCCCCCGCCCCCGCCGCCGCCGCCCCCGGACUGCAAUCCCGCUCAAGUGCCUGCCGCUGACUGCAGCUGGUCUGCGCCGCCUGCCGCUGUUGCUGCGUGACUGAUGAAGGUGUGGUCCCAGACUGGGUGCUGCGAGCCGUACCUGCCCCGCGCCGCGAGGUUUCAGCGCCUGGCGGACUCUCAGGCGGCACAAAGUACCGGUGACUGUCUCCGGAGACUACCGCCGUGCCGCCCCCGCUCGGCCCGGACGCGCCGCACGUACCGUACCAGGAACAUGUCUUUCCCGCCGGCUGCGCCCCCUGAGACGGACUGUGGGACGCACAGCGGUCGCCGGCCGACCUCAUCCGCCGCCUCCCGCUAAAGUGCCUGGGGCACACUGCGCCGCCAGCGUCCACAGCUUUCGUGUGCCUGUCACUGAUGCGCCCAAUACGUCACACGCGGUCGAUUCCGGCACACCCCAGCUUUUGUGAGCCUCACCCCGCAGUGGACAAGUUUUCCGCCUACCGCCGCGCCGGCGACGCGAAUGUCACGGGGACACUGGGGAGAGGUGACCCGGAAAAGCACAAAUCAGGCCGAGAGGUCGCUUCGAGUGUUUGCGUUUGUUUCUGCCGUGUGUGAUACGGCAAGGUUUGAUGUGAAUGCAGGCCAAAAGGCCUAUCGAGUUUGUACAUUUUGCGUUUUUCAAUAUGUACUCGCCCUGAGUUGCACUGAAGAACGAUUCAGUCGCUUGUUGAAGACGAUUGAGAACACUUCGCCUUGUCAGACGCCAGUUAUUAGCUCGUAAGGUGGGCUGGGACAUCUUAUACGCUCAUUGUUGGCGGGGUAUGUAUAUAUUCAUACAUUAGGAUACGAAUACGUGUAGCAUGUAUUCACCUGCAUAACCCAUCUGCAAAGCGGUGCCAAAGCGCGGAGCGGGCGUGUGCGGACCGCUCGCCGCCGGGCGGGCCCGCCGCACGCGCGCGUCGCUCGGCGCUGGCGGGCGCUCCGCGGACGGGCGCUGUGAUAUAUCGGGCGGAAUACUCAACUCCGUGCGUACCGAGCGAGUGGGUGCCGCGCCACGACCGAUCCCAAAUCAAAACACGGCCCGACGGAGGUCGGUAGGAGGCCAGGUCGUCGCUAACACGACUCUCCGCCGCCGCCAUCGGCCGAGCGACCGGUGGGCGCAAACCGUGCGUGUGAGAGUGUCAGUUUCCAACUUUCUGUGAGGAGCUCUUUACCGUGAUGACACAAUACAUAUGCUCUCAGAGA
Molecule: messenger RNA, 4460 nt
Organism: Amphibalanus amphitrite
Lineage: Eukaryota; Metazoa; Arthropoda; Thecostraca; Balanomorpha; Balanidae
Product: voltage-dependent calcium channel type D subunit alpha-1-like
Exons: 21
Biological process (GO): calcium ion import across plasma membrane
Cellular component (GO): membrane; voltage-gated calcium channel complex
Molecular function (GO): high voltage-gated calcium channel activity
Source: RefSeq, a predicted model, not a curated record